GAGAGAGAAGAAAAGAGUGGUCAUCCACACAAACCCUUCCCCUUAAAAAAAAAAAAAAGAUCUCUCUCUUUCACCAUUAAAAACCAAAAUUCAGAAAAACACAUAAGCAGCAAAAUUAAAGAGCUUUUACUGAGCCACCAAACACAGAAUUUCAUAAAACCCCAAAAUAGUUAAACUCCAAAAACACACCCCCACACACAAAAGAUUCAAUCUUUCUCAUUACCCCCCUCAUAUCUCAAAAUUCCCAUAAAAUCUUUUCCUCCCAAAAGAAAUAAAAAAAACCUCUUCUUCUUUACUAAAUCAAACAAAAUGAUUUGAUUCUAAAACCAAAAGUUUCCUUCUUUUUCUUCUUCCACCAAAACAAAAAGUAAUGGUUUUUUCUACAGUGAAGCAGCUCUUGUCACUAUGCAUCAUCAUCAUCAUGACUCUGUUCUCAGAUCUCAAGCUAGCAAAAUCGUCUUCACCAGAGUACACAAACCUAAUCUACAAAGGCUGUUCAAGACAGAAAUUACCAGAUCCGUCUGGUCUAUACUCACAAGCUCUCUCUGCAAUGUAUGGCUCAUUGGUCACUCAAUCAGCGAAAACAAGAUUCUACAAAAUCACAACCGGAACUUCGAGCCAGUCUAGCAUCACUGGUCUUUUCCAGUGUAGAGGUGACUUGAGCAACAACGACUGUUACAGCUGUGUUCGUCGUCUUCCUGUUCUCUCUGGUAAGCUCUGUGGCAAAACCAUUGCUGCUAGGAUUCAGCUCUCCGGCUGUUACCUUCUCUACGAAAUCUCUGGCUUUGCCCAGAUUUCAGGGAUGGAGAUGAUAUUCAAGACAUGUGGGAAGAACAACGUCGCCGGAACAGGAUUCGAGCAGAGGAGAGACACAGCGUUCGGGGUGAUGCAAAACGGUAUCGUUCAAGGUCACGGCUUCUUCGCUACAACGUACGAAUCGGUAUACGUUUUGGGACAAUGCGAAGGCGACGUAGGGGACUCAGAUUGUAACGGCUGCAUAAAAAACGCGUUGCAGAGAGCACAGGUGGAGUGUGGAAGCUCAGUGUCUGGUCAGAUAUAUCUUCACAAGUGUUUUAUCGGUUAUAUUUACUACCCAAAUGGUGUUCCCAAGACCUCUUCUCCUUAUCCUAGCUCUGGCUCUUCUUCUUCCUCUUCUUCUUCAGGAACAACAGGGAAAACGGUGGCAAUAAUAGUAGGAGGAACAGCUGGUGUUGGUUUUCUUAUCAUUUGUUUGCUUUUCGUCAAAAACUUGAUGAAGAAGAAAUACGACGAUUAUUGAAUAUAAAUAGGAUGAAGACAACAAAUUGAAUCCAAACCCGGAAAUAGAGGCAACAAAGUUAAAUGUGAACUCCGAGGUUGCUUGCAAAUUAAUUCACCAUUUUAAUUUUAUUUUUCUUGAAAUUGUUAUUCUAUUUCUAUUGGUUUUUUGGUAGAUGGAAAUUGUGGUGGGAUUGAACAAAAAAAAAUAUGUUAGAAGAGGGACAACAAAGUACUUCAAAUUUGUUUUUUUUUUAAAUGUAAAUGAUUCCUUUUUAUCAUCUCAAGAUCCUUAAUUUCCAGCUU
Camelina sativa (false flax) is the source of this 1563-nucleotide messenger RNA. RefSeq names its product plasmodesmata-located protein 3. The record is from RefSeq and is a predicted model, not a curated record. Gene Ontology annotation, biological process: plasmodesmata-mediated intercellular transport; transport of virus in multicellular host. Lineage: Eukaryota; Viridiplantae; Streptophyta; Magnoliopsida; Brassicales; Brassicaceae. Gene Ontology annotation, cellular component: plasmodesma.